This is a messenger RNA of Myotis daubentonii (Daubenton's bat), 6208 nucleotides long. RefSeq names its product SR-related CTD associated factor 8 (gene SCAF8). Gene Ontology annotation, molecular function: RNA binding. Lineage: Eukaryota; Metazoa; Chordata; Mammalia; Chiroptera; Vespertilionidae. The record is from RefSeq and is a predicted model, not a curated record. Gene Ontology annotation, cellular component: nucleus.
ACGCGGCCCGACUCGCUUCCGCCAUAUUGGAUGCCGCAGCCGCCGCCGCCAGCGCUUCCUCCUCCGUCGUCGCCGUGCGCUGCCGGUUCCUGCGGCCCUAGCGGCGGGGAGGUGAAGCCGGAGCCCGUCGGAGGAAGAGGAGGAAGGGGGUGGAGAGUGUAGGGAACGGGACUCCCGGGGGGAAGACCGAGGCGGAGCAGGGCGGAGAAGAGAGGCGCCGCGGCCCAGCCCCUCCCCCGCCGCCGACCCGCCCAGGCAGCGUUGUGUCCCCUGAUCGGCGCUCCGCCCGCCCGGCGGCCAUGCCCGCGCCGCGCGGCCCUUGAGGGCGCCCUCCCCGGCCAGUGCUCGCCCUUCCCCUCCGGGCCCGGGGUCGCCGCGGCCCGGCCCUCGCCAGCGCCCCUGCUCGCGGCGCCGCCGCCUCCGUCUCGCCCGCCCCACGCAGUGCAGUGGCCGCCGCCUCUUCCGCCGCCGGGCUCCGGGCCUCCGCGCCGACAACAUGGAGGCUGUGAAAACCUUCAACAGCGAGGAUUGUGCCUCUACUCCUGCUUGUACAGACUGCUUUUCCAGCAGCAUGGACACAAGAAGCAUACUGUAUUCCCUGAAUGACUACAAGCCACCAAUUUCGAAAGCGAAAAUGACCCAAAUCACUAAAGCAGCCAUCAAAGCUAUUAAGUUCUAUAAACAUGUGGUACAGAGUGUUGAGAAAUUCAUUCAGAAAUGUAAACCAGAAUACAAGGUACCUGGACUUUAUGUUAUUGACUCCAUUGUACGACAAUCUCGACAUCAGUUUGGUCAAGAAAAGGAUGUGUUUGCACCCAGAUUUAGUAAUAACAUCAUUAGCACUUUCCAGAAUUUAUAUCGUUGCCCUGGGGAUGACAAGAGUAAAAUAGUGAGAGUAUUGAAUUUAUGGCAGAAGAACAAUGUAUUUAAGAGUGAGAUUAUUCAGCCUCUUUUGGAUAUGGCAGCAGGAAUUCCUCCUCCAGUCGUCACACCUGUCCUGGCCAGUACUACUGCUGCUAUGAGCAAUACCCCAGGAACUCCUGUGACACCUGUUACUCCAGCCAAUGUGGUCCAAGGUUUACCUGAUCCAUGGGUAUCCCAGAUAGCAAAUACAGAUACACUUACAGCUGUAGCUCAGAUCUUACAAAGUCCUCAAGGCCAGCAGUUUCAGCAGUUAAUACAAACUUUACAGAUACAACAGCAGAAGCCCCAGCCUUCCAUUCUGCAGGCCCUGGAUGCUGGUCUUGUUGUUCAGUUGCAGGCUCUGACCGCACAGCUUACAGCUGCAGCUGCAGCAGCCAAUACGCUCAAUCCCUUAGAACAGGGAGUGUCUUUUAACAAGAAGUUGAUGGAUAGGUUUGAUUUUGGAGAAGAUUCUGAGCAUAGUGAAGAACCGAAAAAAGAAAUUCCAACUUCUCAACUGAAAGAUUUGCUCCACUAUCAUUUGAGACAUAGCCCUUCAAUUUUUGAAAAUAGUUCACACGUUUCAGAAUCAGUGAACAAUUCCAUUUUUCAUCAGAUAGCAGAGCAACUACAGCAACAAAACCUAGAACAUCUCAGGCAGCAACUCCUGGAACAGCAACAGCCUCAAAAGGCAACCCCUCAGGAUAGUCAAGAAGGAACAUUUGGAUCAGAGCAUUCCGCCUCACCCUCACAAGGGAGCAGUCAACAGCAUUUCCUUGAACCUGAAGCAAAUUUGGAUGAUUCCAUAGAUAUUCAGCAACAGGACAUGGAUAUAGAUGAAGGGCAAGAUGGAGCGGAAGAGGAGAUCUUUGAACAAGAAGCAAAGAAAGUGGCUGUUCGCUCGAGAUCAAGAACACAUUCACGCUCUCGUUCAAGGUCACCAAGAAAACGAAGGUCUAGGUCACGGUCUGGAUCUCGAAAGCGUAAGCACAGAAAGCGAUCACGCUCGCGCUCAAGAGAAAGAAAGAGGAAAUCAUCACGUUCGUACUCCAGUGAAAGAAGAGCUAGAGAAAGGGAGAAGGAACGACAGAAGAAGGGGUUACCUCCAAUUCGGUCUAAAACAUUAAGUGUGUGCAGCACUACCCUCUGGGUUGGUCAGGUGGAUAAGAAGGCAACACAGCAGGAUUUAACCAACCUGUUUGAAGAGUUUGGACAAAUUGAAUCCAUUAAUAUGAUUCCUCCCAGGGGCUGUGCGUAUGUCUGCAUGGUUCAUCGACAAGAUGCGUUUCGGGCUCUUCAGAAGCUUAGUUCUGGAUCAUAUAAAAUUGGGUCCAAGGUCAUUAAGAUUGCUUGGGCUUUAAACAAAGGUGUAAAAACAGAAUACAAGCAAUUCUGGGAUGUGGACCUUGGAGUAACAUACAUACCAUGGGAAAAAGUUAAAGUGGACGACUUGGAAGGUUUUGCAGAAGGAGGCAUGAUUGACCAGGAAACUGUAAAUACUGAAUGGGAAACUGUGAAAAGCUCAGAACCUGUUAAAGAGACGGUCCAGACAACUCAGAGCCCACCUCCUGUUGAAAAGGAAACAGUGGUCACAACCCAGGCAGAGGUUUUUCCUCCACCCGUUGCUGUGUUACAGAUUCCAGUAGCACCAGCUGUGCCUACAGUUAGUUUAGUCCCACCAGCAUUUCCUGUGUCAAUGCCGGUUCCUCCUCCUGGAUUCAGUCCAAUACCUCCACCUCCUUUUCUACGAGCAAGUUUUAACCCUUCACAACCACCUCCUGGUUUUAUGCCACCUCCAGUUCCACCACCUGUUGUACCACCGCCUACUAUUCCACCAGUAGUACCAACAUCUUUGGUGCAGCCGCCAUUAUCCAUGACUCCAGAAACUGUGAAAGAGGUUGGAUUUGGUAGCCUUGUUUUACCAGGUGGUUCUGUUGCCAGCAGUCUUGCUCCUUCCACUUUGCCAGCUGGAACUGUUUUUAAUCCUCCCCCUAAACAAGCAGAGCCUGAAGAAAAAGUACCUCAUCUUAUAGAUCACCAGAUCUCUUCUGGUGAAAACACCAGAUCAGUGAUUCCAAAUGAUAUUCCAAGUGGCUCUGCAGUUUUAGGAGGACAGCCGCCAAAUGUGACAAACAAUUCUGGAAUUCUUGGAGUUCAGAGACCAAAUGCACCAAGUAAUUCUGAAAUGCUUGGAGUCCGGCCAUCUAACGUCUCCAGUGGUUCUGGGAUUAUUGGAGCCCAGCCACCAAAUAUUCUAAAUAACUCUGGAAUUUUGGGAAUACAACCAUCCGGUGUUUCGAGUAAUUCUGGACUUAUGGGAGUACUACCCCCCAGUCUCCCUAACAAUUCUGGACUUAUAGGAGUACAGCCACCCAAUGUUCUAAAUACAUCUGGACCUUUGGGAACACAGCCACCCGGUGGGCCUCAAAAUUUACCCCCUUUACAUCUCUCUAAUCAAAGGAUGCCUGUAAUGCCAAUGUUAGACCUCCGUCCAGGACUAAUGCCGCAGGCACCUGGACCAAGAUUCCCUUUGCUACAGCCUGGAAUUCCACCCCAGCGAGGACUCCCUCCCCCAUCGAUGCUUGAUUCAGCUCUUCAUCCACCUCCCCGUGGUCCUUUUCCUCCAGGAGAUAUUUUUAGUCAGCCAGAAAGACCUUUUCUAAUUCCUGGAAGGCAAAGUAUAGACAAUAUUGCUAAUCCAGAAAAAAGGAUACCGCUUGGAAAUGAUAACAUUCAACAGGAAGGCGAUAGAGAUUACAGGUUUCCUCCUAUAGAAACCAGGGAAAGCAUGAGUAGACCUCCCCCAGUGGAUGUUAGGGAUGUGAUUGGGCGGCCUGUAGAUCCCAGAGAUGGUCCUGGAAGGCCUCCAUUAGAUGGCAGGGAUCAUUUUGUAAGACCUCCUGUAGAUAUUAGAGAGAAUCUUGUGAGGCCGGGCAUGGAUCAUCUUGGUCGAAGAGACCACUUUGGCUUUACUCCUGAGAAGCCAUGGGGGCAUAGAGAUUUUGAUGAGAGAGAGCAUCGGGUUCUACCUGUCUUUGCUGGUCCAAAAGGCUUACAUGAAGAAAGAGGGAGAUUUCGGUCUGGAAGCUAUCGAUUUGAUCCCAGAAGUGGUCCUUGGAACAGAGGAUUUCAAGAAGUUCACAGAGAUUUUGAUGACCGCAGAAGACACUGGGAGAGGCAGAGGGAUAGGGAUGACAGAGAUUUUGAUUUCUGCAGAGAAAUGAAUGGAAAUCGUCUUGGACGAGAUAGAAUUCAAAACACCUGGGUCCCCCCUCCUCAUGCUCGGGUUUUUGAUUUCUUUGAAGGGGCCACUUCUCAACGAAAAGGUGAUAACGUGCCUCAGGUUAAUGGUGAAAAUGCUGAGAGACAUGCUCAACCACCACCUUUACCAGUACAGAAUGAACCUGAACUUUAUGAAAAACUGACAUCUUCAAAUGAAAUAAACAAGGAGAAGAGUGACACAGUUGCUGAUGUAGAAAGUGAACCAGUGGUAGAAAACACAGAAACUGAGGGGACAUAAUCAUCACUCAGUAGCAUCUUCAAAUCCUUCUCAUCGUAGCCUCCUUUUGACCCUCUGUUCCAGGCAAGAACUACCCAAUGGAUUUGUCUGUUGAAAGCAGCUUGCCUGCCCCUUGGCUUGAUGAUUUCUGAGUUCAUUUCCAGCAUUUAAAUUCCUUGCGUCUAUGAAAUAAGGUUUCUCUUCUGUAAAAGACCAGGUGAAGAAGCAGGAGGAACAAAGGGAAAGACUAACAAGAUUGAGGUGCUUGUUAUAAGGGCACAGGUUUUGCUGCCUUUGGGUUUUCAAAACUGGCUUUUUAACAUUUGCCAGAUGUAUGUCUUUGAACAAAAUUACUGCGCCUCUAAGUGCAUUCCUUAAUAGCUAAUCUGUAGGGCAUGCUUUUUUAUUGAUAUUAGUUAAUAUUUAAUGGACAUGUAUUAUGUGACAGGAACUAGAAUAAUUUUAUUACCUGCAUAAUAUAAUCCUCACAGCAGUCCUGUGAGGUAGUUAGAAAGAAGUCACAAGUGACUUCCCAAGGUCUUAUAACUUGUAAAUAUUUGAGCAAAGAAUGAAACACAGGUCUAUUAAAUUAAAGAUUAGUCUGCACCACCUAAUAAAGUGUCAGACACACAUCACAGAGGCUCACCAGAGGUUCCUCUUCACUUUAGGACAGGCAAAUUGAGGCAGAAAACCAUAAAGAGGAACAGCCCCACCAGGCUUGUCCUUCUAGGGUAGGGCUGCAGUUAAACACUGAACUUGCUGUUCUCAUGGUUACAAGUAUACGUACAUGGGGCUGUCUUCUUUUGCUGUAAGCAAUCACUGCAGCUUUAUUUUCUUAGAUUUUAUGUUCAGGAUUUGUUUUUUCUUACGGUUAUACCAUGGCAUAAUGUUAACUUUCUUAAUAAUUUGCUGUUUAAAAAAAAUUUCUUUUUUUGAGAGAGAGAAACAUCAGUUUGUUGUUCCACUUAUUUAUGCAUUCAUUGGUUGCUUCUUGUAUGUGCCCUGACCGGGAAUCCAAACUGCAACCUUGGUGUGCUGGGAUGACACUCCAACCAACUGAGCUACUUGGCCAGGGCAUUACUUGCUAUUUUGGAAGCAGGUUUCUGAUGCAUUGGUAUUCAAUAAGAUUUCUUUUGAAAACACCUUUUCCCACAAGUUAAAUAAGAUUUUAAAACCUCUUGUACUUUAAAACGAUUUGAUACAUUCAAAGCAAAGCCAGUGAUUGCUAGCCAGUUUACAUUUUAGAUGUAGCUUUGGCAUCUCCUUUCCGAAAUUUGGCAUUUAUAUACUAUAUGUGUAGCCAACACCUUUUUUCUUGUGUAUAAAACGCCUAUAUUAAGAAUAUUCCAUGACUUGAAUUAAAUGAGAUGUAAAGUUAUACAUAGUAAACAUUCAGUGUUAGUCUUUAGUCACCACUUGGUGAAUUCAGAGAGUUUAGAGACUAGCCUCUGUCUGUGGUGUCAGUAGUUAAUUUGCAGUUAUUUUACUUUAUUAGAAUAUAUAACCCGAUUCUAGGUUUUCUUUCUUUCCAAGUCUUCUAUUAAAUCCACUGAACUUAGAUUUAUGUAAAGUUUAAUCUACAGCAUGUCAUGGUGUUGGCCUUGGAUCACCUUUUUCAGAGUCUUUGGGCAGAUGACUCUUAGGCCAUUACUGCCUAAUGCACACAUACAUCAAGGGAACAUGCUUAUCAUACUUGUGAGUUAUAUUUCUCUUUCUACUAAUCUUACCAAAAGUAGUUAUUAUUUUGCGUAUAUUGUGAUUAUUACAUGAAAUAAAAUGUUCUUGCAUUUGAACAAUCUUUUUUAA